UUGUAAGGUUUAUGAUAUAACCUCAAAACUCUAAAAUUCGGGAUAGUUAUUAUUAUUAUUUUAUAUCGAUUAUGUAUAGUACUAAAAAAAUAACUUAAUUUAAUAGGAAUAAAUAAAUAAGUUUUGAAGCAUAAAGUGCCGAUCAAGACGAGUAUAAACCAUAGUAGUAACAAUGAAUAUUUCACGAAAAUUUAUUUCAAUUCCAUAUCAAAAUAUCGGAAAAACUUUAUACAGGAAAAUAAGAAUUUCUGCAAUAAAUUUAGAUACUUCCGAAGCUACACAGCCAACAGUACAAGAAGAGAAGUUCAGUUUUGAAGAUCUUAAAGUGAUUGAACGAGUAGAAAACCGAAAAGCAAAAAUAUUGCCUUUUAUGAAAAAUGUUUUCAUUUCAAUUUUCGAUCGGGAUUUGCUGGCAUACCCCGAAAUAUUAACUAAAGAUGACGCUCAAGAGCUUGAGAAGCGUCUUACAAUACUAGAAAAAGUUUUUCAAGAUUCAAAAAAUACCAUUGAAGAGCGUAAAUUUGCGUUGAAAGAAACUAACAUGUAUGGGGCAACUGUGAGCCUUACAAAUGGAGGCUUAGCCGCGAAUAACACAGAAUUAUUACGUUAUUUGGAAGUUAUAUCGGCUGAUCUUAAACUUGGACAAGAGAUUAGUGAUCACUGGGUUGGCUUAAGUGCGCUAAUGAAAGGGUUGGAUAAAGAUGAUUAUAAAAAUGUUCUUGAUGAUCUUAUUUCUGGUGACCAUACUGUAUCAUUAUGUAUUAAGGAAACCUUGACUGACAGGUUGAAACAAGAGGAUUUUAGGACAACUGCAGAACUAGAUUCAUCAGGUACUUGGCUUUUAAAAGGUGAAAAGAUUUGCACAAAUCAAUCAAGUUAUAUGCUGGUUUUGAGUCUAGUGGAAGGGGAUAGAGUAAAGGCUUUCCUGGUUCAUCCCGGUGCUAAUGGUGUACAGUAUAAGCACAAUCUGGUGAUAUUUAAUGAUACACCAGCCACACCUUUAGAACAUGUCAGAGAGGAAGACUUGAGUCAGAUAUUAGGAGUGAGUCGACUGCAUACAGCAACACUGUGUAGAAUGAAUUUAUCUCAUGGCGUGAGGUAUUGUAUGGACUAUAUAAAGCCGAGGUUUUUUAGCGGGAAGCCACUCAUGGAGAUGCCAACAAUAAGAUCAGUGGUUGGAGAUUCGAUGCUGUGCAUGUACGCCUCGGAGAGUGCCGAGUACUUCACAGCUGGCUUGCUGGAUGGCUACCUCGAGCCUGAUGCUGAGAUUGAAAUGGCAAUGUGCAGGAAUUUUAUGGCAUACCAUGGUCAGGCAAUGCUCUUGAAACUGCUGUCGAUACCGGAUGUGGAGAGACAGCAAGAGAGUCUAACGAUGCUGGACAGCAUGAGGCAGUUGGCUCUGAGAGGAGAGAAUGAAGACAGUGUCAACUUGUUCAUUGGGAUGUACGGGCUUCACUACGCGGGAAGAGCGAUGGCGACAGAGAUCAAACAGAUACGGAACCCUUUCUUCAAUCCCAUGUUCUUUAUUAGGAAGAUAGUCUCCAACCGGCAUCAGGAGCAAGACAGUCCAAAACUAGACCUGUACCUUGCUGAACAUCUGCACCCGAGUCUAAAGAACAACGCGGAGAGUCUGGAAUACUGUGUGAAGAGGAUGAGGUUCGCCUGCGAGACCAUGAUGUCCAGACCCGGCCUGGAAGUGGUGCAGGCUCACACCGAGUUGACCAGACUUGCCCAAGCGGCUACAGAAAUAUAUGCAAUGGCUGCUGUACUCGCAAGAGCAUCCAGGGCGUACUGCAUAGGUCUGAGAAACGCUGAAAAUGAGAUGAAGUUAGCAGGGUGCUUCGUGGAGGCUUCGAAAGACCGCGUGAAGAAGCUUCUGAUUGAGGUCAUAGACGGGGAGUAUCUAAAUCUGGAUCACUUUAGACUGCAGUUCGGGAAGAAACUCAUGGAGAGUGGGGAGGCUAUAUGUGAGAAGCCUACUGCUAGGGUGUUUUGGUAGGAGUUGAAGAAGUGUCAUGGAAAUUAAAUAGCUUAGAGAACUGGUCAAGUGUGUGUCGGUAAUGUUCAAGAUGCGGUUUGCAGACAGGUCUGGUUUUUUGUUAUAUCAUAAUUGACUUUGAGUAUAAUAUAACACAAACCAAAACAUAAUUGAAAGAAAUUUUUCCGAUAUAAUAAACCGCAUCUGAGUGUCGCCGACACACACUUGGCUUUUUAGUCAUAAGAUAUGUAAAUAGAUUUGUUGAAAUAAAAUGCGUAUGACUGUU
This is a messenger RNA of Leptidea sinapis, 2264 nucleotides long. RefSeq names its product complex I assembly factor ACAD9, mitochondrial (gene Egm). The coding region runs from base 173 to 1999 and encodes 608 amino acids. The record is from RefSeq and is a predicted model, not a curated record. NCBI's taxonomy places the organism in Eukaryota, Metazoa, Arthropoda, Insecta, Lepidoptera, Pieridae. The transcript is spliced from 9 exons. Gene Ontology annotation, molecular function: acyl-CoA dehydrogenase activity; flavin adenine dinucleotide binding.